CCAGUACUGACAAUCAUGGCGACUUGGCCCGAGUCACAACAGCGCCCCCCAUCAUUCACAACAUCUCCGGGUCCUGCUUCUCCCCCCAGCCGCGGGAGAGCUUACGUGGAAUACAUUGACCCCGCCGACGCCGCCAUCCUCUCCGACCCUUCCUUUACCCCCCACCCCGACUCCUUCGCGGCGCUCCGCUUCUCCGCCCGCUACAGCCUCCACCCCGACGGCCGCCGCCGCCUGCAGCCCGUCGAGCUCUGCUUCCACGACGACUGGGAUGCCCACCCGGAGAGGCCUGUCUCGCUGCACUUUGGCAACGGAGACGCCGUCACGCGGCACGAAUGCCCACCUCCAAACCUGCCUGCCCCGGUGCCGCCGGGCGCCAUUGUCGAGGCGGGGAUCGUGGAUGUCGGGGACGCUGUGCUUUCGUCGAUUGAAGAGGAGGAUAUACACGAUGCGGGGGACGGUUGGGAUGCAUCGGUGGCUGGUGACAACGGCCGGAUGAGCUUGUCUCCGUCGCCCUCCCCAGGCUCCCGCUUCUCUCCCUCGCCGUCGCCGCACCACCGGCUAGACAGGUUCGAGCAGGUCCGGUCCCACAUUUCCUGGCGAACCCUUGCCGUCGCCCUCGGCGUCGCCAUCGCCGCCGCCGCCGCCUGUUUGGGUCGCCAACCCGCUCCUGUCUGCGCUGUCGAGGUGGAGAUCGUCGACAACAUCGCCGUCCUCGACCUCCCCUCCCGCCUCGUCAACCUGCAGUCCCGCUUUGGGAGCAUCGGCAAAUCCAUCGCCACCGCCGCCCCCUACCUCAACCCAGACCAAGUCGGCGAGUUCGCCUCCGCCAUGACGGCGCUCAGGCUUGCACUGGCGGGGUACUACCGUGCUCUCGCACAGCACACCGAGACGGAUCUUGCGUCGGGGGCACAGACGAUCGUAUUCGACUACAACCACCUCGCCCGCGAGUCCGACCUCUUCAGCGCCUCCAUCUCGCAAGCCUCGGAGCUAUGGGUUCCCGUCGACGCAUCGCUGCGCGGGCAGUGGGCGCGCAUGCAGGCGGUAGACACGUGGUCCAACGCGCACCACCUGGACCUCCUCUCGCCGUGGGUGUGGUGGGGCCCGCUCAUCGACGGCGAGCCCAUCGACGGGGCAUACCUGCUCUCCAACACCAACUUUACUGCUGGCGAAGAGCUGCUGCGCAUCCUGCCCCUGCGCACGUCGUCUGCUCCACCCCCCUCGAUCAUCAGGCAGAUCCUCGCCAUGUACCGCGCCUCCGCCACGACGGGGAUGAGGGCGUCGGUAAAGCACCCGGCCAUGACGCCGUGCGAGUUCUGCGCCGCCGCCGACGACACGCUCCAUCCCGCCUGCCAGGACACCGCCACGUCGUCCCCGCUCGCCAACUACGCCGCCCAACUGCGUCGCCGCCUCCCGCCGCUGGCGCUGUACGCGGACAUGGACCCCCACGACCUGCCCCCGCUGUUCGGCUCCGACGCCGACGCCGGCAUGUUGCCGGACAGGUUCCCCGGCGAGCCGGACCUGUUCGCGCUGGGUCGCCACCUCGCCUCUGCGGCUGCUUCGGCGGAGGAGAUUGUUGGGAUUGCUGCGGGUGUUGUUGGCGGGGUGGAUGCGGAUGGGAAGGGGCAUGAGAGGGUUUGUGCCAAGUGGCGGGAUUCGCUCAGCAGCACCGACGGACAUGCGUCCCAUUGGGGGUUUGGGCAGGAGUUUAAGGCUGUCGUGGAAUACGACUUUGUCGCAUACACUGGCGAAUCAUCGGUUGUGUCGCGGGUAGGGCAAUGGUUGACCCCCUGGUGGUCCACCCCCGACAACCUCCUCCGCCGCCGCCGCGCCCUCUUCAACCGCUUCUCAUCCACCGAGCUUGCCUUUGACGACAACAACCCCCCAGACACCCCCUACCUCCGCAUAGCAGCCCACGUCCUCUCCACCCAAACCAACCUAUCCGAUCCCGCCAUAACAGCCAUAACAGCAAAAAUCACAUCCCUCUACUCCUCCUCCCGCCUCGCAGCCGCAAGAGCCGCCGUCGCCCUCGCACUGUGCGGCAACCCAUCCCUCCCACCCCCAGCAGCAGAACAGGAGAUGGAAAUAUCCCUCCUCCCCGCCACAUCCGGCGCCUCAACCCUCCUGUCAGGCCCCAUCCACGCGCAGAUCGACGCCCUCGAGCAGGCAUUUGCCGUCUUCCGCGACGUGUGCGCCGGGGCGGCGGAGCUGGUUGGUCAGCUGGAUGGGCUGGGGAGGGGGGAGGGGUGGGUUAGGGUUGUUGUUGGGGUGGAUGGAAAUCUUGAACAGAUUGGAGAGGCUGGGGGGCGGAGGUUGACGGCGACGGUGUCGAGGACGUUUCUUGUUUUGGCGCAUCCGACGGAUCAGGCUGCGGUUUUUGCGGAGGAGGGGGAGAGGCUUGUGGGCGAGGGGGGGGAGGUGGAUGGGUUGUAUGCCGGGGCGGUGGGGAGGCGGAGGGGGGAGGGGGAGGGGGUUGUUGGGGAGUGGUGGGAGGGGCUUGGGGAGGGGGAGGAGGAGGCGGGGGAGCUGAGGCUGCUUGAUGGGAGGGUUGUCAGGGUGAGGCCGGUUGUUGAGAGGGAGGUAUUGGAGAGGAUGGGGGGUUUGUUGGAGACUGUGAGGUGUGUUGGGGAAACCGCUGAGGAGGAGGAGGAUGGCGGUGAUGAUUAAGUGGCGGUUGACUCUCCUUGGGUGGUUGUCGUGUCUUGUUCAUGCUGUUCUGCUUCCCUAUAUCUCCUCUUGGUCAGUCCUGUUCUGGUAUUAGCUUUGUUCUGCCACUCGAUAUUUAGUCUUGGUCGACUCUUGGUCUUCAUCUUUCAAGGUGUUGUCCUAUCAUCUGCCAUGUUUUAUCUUAGUGUUUGGUUCCAGUUCCAGAUCCCGGCUCUUCUUUCCGUGCUUCUUCCUUGGAAUAGCCUGGUUCCAUUCAUCCCAUCACUGUUCAACGUUCCAUUCCAGUCUUGGAUCUGUGGUCUGGGUGGCUUAGUCCUAUGUUUUCGUCGUGAUAUUUGUAGUUUUAUCAGUUCCUGACUAGGUAAUUCCCAG
This is a messenger RNA of Phialemonium atrogriseum, 3036 nucleotides long. RefSeq lists its product as uncharacterized. The coding region runs from base 16 to 2664 and encodes 882 amino acids. Lineage: Eukaryota; Fungi; Ascomycota; Sordariomycetes; Cephalothecales; Cephalothecaceae. The transcript has a single exon. The record is from RefSeq and is a predicted model, not a curated record.